AAGACAAAACAAAGAGGCAGCGGGAUAGUCCUAGCUACAACAUAAGAUGGUGAGUAGAUGGGAACGUGUUACAAAAUAGUUCACCAAACUCUGUCUUACCUUCAUUUUCUAUAUGUAUAUAUAAGAGAGAUUUGCGUAUGAAAGAAAAAACUUGAAUGAAAAGGAAACCCCAAAAUGAAGUACGACAAACCCACAGUUUGUGUUCUUGAUGCUUCAACCUACGUUGGCUUUUGGAUUCUCAAAGGAUUACUUGCUCGAGGCUUCAGAGUUCACGCAGCUACCCAGAAGAAUGGGGAAACAGAGAUUCAGAAGAGAAUUAGGGAAAUGGAGAAGGAAGAAGAGAGAUUAGUAGUUUUCUCUGUUGAUGUUUUGGAUUAUCAUAGCAUUGUUUUGGCUUUGAAAGGUUGCUCUGCUGUGUUCUGUUGUCUAGACAGUCCAGAAGCAUACGAUGAAAAAAUGGUGAAUUUGGAGGUGAGAGGAGCAAUCAAUGUUGUUGAAGCAUGUGCUCAGACAGACAGCGUGGAGAAGAUUUUGUUCUCUUCUUCGUUGGCUGCAGCAAUAUGGAAGGAGGACAUUUCUUCUGAGAAGGAUGUGGAUGAAAAGUCAUGGAGUGAUCCAGAAUUCUGCAGGAAAUUGAAGUUGUGGUAUGCCUUGGCAAAGACACAAUCGGAACAGGCUGCUUGGGCUCUAUCAAUGGACCGGACUCUUAAGAUGGUCUCUAUAAAUUCUGGACUAGUCCUUGGGCCUAGUGUCACACAACAAAAUCCGCGAACAACCAUGUCAUAUCUUAACGGAGCUGCUCAAAUGUAUGAAAAUGGUGUACUAGCGUUUGUCGACGUGGAUUUUCUUGUAAAUGUUCAUAUUCGAGCUCUAGAGGACCAGUCUGCUUGCGGGAGAUAUUUCUGCUUCAGUCACAUGGUGAAUACUGAGGACGAAGCUGUUAAGCUUGCACAGAGCUUGAGUCCUUUAAUAUCUUUACCACCAAGGUAUCAUUACGAAGGGAGUGAGGCACAUAUCGAGCGAUUGAGGACUAAGAAGUUGAGCAAGCUGGUUGAGGGAGCUGCCUAUUAGAAUAUGAGGAGAUGUUAAUUACUCUUUUAUCAAUUGUAGUUUUUAGAUCUCUCAUCGUUUUCUUUUUUAAUUGAAAUUUUAUAUUAGUGAAGUA
This is a messenger RNA of Rosa chinensis, 1165 nucleotides long. RefSeq names its product cinnamoyl-CoA reductase-like SNL6. The transcript is spliced from 6 exons. NCBI's taxonomy places the organism in Eukaryota, Viridiplantae, Streptophyta, Magnoliopsida, Rosales, Rosaceae. Bases 175 to 1071 code for a protein of 298 amino acids. The record is from RefSeq and is a predicted model, not a curated record. Gene Ontology annotation, molecular function: oxidoreductase activity, acting on the CH-OH group of donors, NAD or NADP as acceptor.